Peromyscus californicus insignis is the source of this 1732-nucleotide messenger RNA. Its product is annotated as cytochrome c oxidase subunit NDUFA4-like. The transcript has a single exon. The record is from RefSeq and is a predicted model, not a curated record. The coding region runs from base 636 to 884 and encodes 82 amino acids. Lineage: Eukaryota; Metazoa; Chordata; Mammalia; Rodentia; Cricetidae.
CCCUCCGAAUAAAGCUCUAAAAACUAACACUGGGUUCUGUCGUGACCAUGAUCUUUCCACACAGUAACCAGCACCGCCACCAGCACUGAUUAUCAUCCUUUCAAAGUGGCUGCCAAGUAUUUGGGGACAAGCAGGCAGGAAAGAAACAUCCGAUUACAAAGAAAGGGAGAGAUUGAGAGAGAGAGAGAGAGAGAGAGAGAGAGAGAGAGAGAGAGAGAGAGAGAGAGAGAGAGAGAAAGGGAGGGAGGGAGGGAGGAAGGAAGGAAAGAAGGAAGGAAGGAAGGAAGGAAGGAAGGAAGGAAGGAAGGAAGGAAGGAAGGAAGGAAGGAAGGUUGAAUCGGUACAAAAAGUCUCCAACAAAGACAGACCCAGAACCUGGGGCUUCACUGCUAAAUCUGAUCAAAUCUAACAGAAGGUAGGCGUGGUAGCUCAUGGCAAUCCCAGCACCAAGAAGGCUGAGACAGGAGGAUUACAGCACCUUGAAGGCAGCCUCAGCUACAUAGUAAAUUCCAGGCCAGCUUCAGUAACAUAAUGAAAGUUUUUCUUUAAGAGAGAAAGAAACAGCAGAAGCUGCUUGGUGCGUGUGUCCUGUGCUUGUUCUGCUGUCUCCGUGGAGGUAGGCCCCUGCUGCAAACAUGCUCCGACAGAUCAUUGGGCAGGCCAAGAAGCAUCCUAGCUUGAUUCCUCUCUUCGUGUUCAUUGGAGCAGGAGGUACUGGAGCAGCACUGUAUGUGAUGCGCCUGGCAUUGUUCAAUCCAGUUGUCAGCUGGGACAGGAAAAAUAACCCAGAGCCUUGGAACAAACUGGGUCCCAAUGAACAAUAUAAGUUCUACUCAGUGAAUGUGGACUACAGCAAACUGAAGAAAGAGGGCCCCAACUUCUAAACCAUGAAGUUCACCAUAAAGCAGCUUAUAAUGAAGGUCUUUCAGAAGCCAUCCGCACAAUUUUCCACUUAACCAGGAAAUACUCCUCUGAAUGCAUGAAAUCAUGUUGAUUUUUGGAGUUUCUUACACUGAUGAAUAAAUCUCUGAAACUUAAAAAAAAAGAAAGAAAGACACUUAAAAACAAGAACAUAAAUUUAAAAAAAGAAAGAAAGAAAAAGAAACUUGUGGUAACCCAACUCCAGGCCCGGUUGUAAUAUGUAUUGCUUUUAGAUACAUUGUAACUGUCUGCCAGGCACUUUCUUUGACCUGAGUUUGACUUUUGUAGACUUUCGAGUUUCUGCCCUGGGUCACUUUCCUUUCUUUAGGGAAUUUUCUUUCUUGUUGCUGACAGGCAGGUCUGCUGAUGACUGAUAUGCUUAGCUUCUUUUGUUUGUUUGUUUAUUUGAGACCGGGUCUCUCUAAGUAGCCCCAGCUGUCCUGGAACUCACUGUAUAGACCAGACUGGCUUCAGCUCACAGAGAUCUGUCUGCCUCUGUGUUGGGAUUAAAGAAAGGUGUUUGAAGCCACCUGGCCUCAGCUUUUGUUUUUCUGGAAGAGGCUUUUACUUUCAUUUCUUGUUGGACCUUGGACCCCAUCCAUAGUGCGUUUCUUGCAGCAUUUUGGAGCCAUCCCAUCAUCCCCUGGCCACCAUAGUUUAAGAUGAGGGGUCUCUGAAUUCUUGCCAUUGUUAUAAGCACAUAACCUGUCAUUUUUCACUUUUUAAGGUUUUCUUCUUAUAGUGUGCAUGGAGGCACAUGCCUAUAAUCUCAGCAUGUGGAAAGCUGAAGCAGAAGACUCUUGAGUUCAAG